UAGUCCAAUAAGUCUUCUCUUCGCGGUAAAGAGACUGCGUCGGCUCGCACGUGGGUUUAUUUUUUAUGUACUUGGCCUGACCCUGUUGACGAUGAGUCUCUUGAUUAGGCACCAACGUUAUCAAAGUGAGAUAGUACAUUUUAUUCUGUUUGCGGUUUCUAAUAACUUAAAUAAAGUUCAAAGAUCACUAUAGUUUAUCCAGCGUUUAUCCAACAUUAUAAUAUAACGCUGAGCCCUCGUAUCGUCCAUUCCGAACGAGUCCGUCAUUCGUAAACCGUGUUCAGAGUUCAUAAAAAAAUGUCAACGCCAAGAUCAGCCAGGCUCGUGUCUCUGCUGGCGGUGUUCCUGGUCUGUUUCUUCAUUGAAGGUUCGAGGGCGUUGGAGUGCUACGACUGCAACAGCCAUAUUGACCCCUUGUGCGCCGAUGAGAUUCCACCCGAAUCGGCGAAAAAGCCUUGCAACGAGCUUCCUGGUGGUUCUGGGUACACCCUGUGUCGCAAGAUCGAACAGACGAUCGAUUUUUCAGUCAACGACCUGGAACCUGACAGACGCAUCGUAAGGAUGUGUGGUUGGGACGAAUCCAGUUACAGCAACUCGUGCUACGAGAAAAGGCCGUCGCCAGGUAUCGUACAGAAAGUUUGCGCCUGUCGCUACGACUAUUGCAACGGUGGUGGUUUUUCAUCCUGGUGAUCCUUACCCGAAAAAGCUGGUGCAAUUUUACCGCAGGUUCAAAUUCUUUGUUCGUUUCAUUUUUUCAUACACGAAUAAAGUACGCAAGUAAAGGGAGAAACUAUGACGUUGCUGAGAAUUGUCAAGUUCAAUUAAAGCGAUCUUGCUGAAUCAGGAGAGCAAGAGAGUUCUGUCGUAAAACUUUAUUUCUAAACUAAUUAGAACUAGGAGAUUUUCUUUCCCACGCAAACGUACGAGGCGAAAAUUACAUCUGUUACGAAAAUUGAAGACUGAAGACAGGCGUGAUUGUUAUGCUGCUGUCGUAUUAUCACGUUGUGUGGACUUAACCCGACUAGAUAUCAAUGAAUAUUAUUAUACGUAUAAACUGUUUCCCCAGACUCGUUGGGUCAAAUGUCAAGAUAGCGCAUGGAGAUAUACUCAUGCGAUAAAAUGUACUAUCCUGCGAUAAAAAUGAACAUUGAUGUGAACAACGUUUUGUUGGGAUGAAUGUAUGCAUGUGUGACGCAUUUCGUAAAAUCAUCAUACCCGCCAGAGCUGCAUGUGUGCAGUUAUAAUUAUCAUUUAGUUACGUAUACCAAAUUUGUAAAAAUGACAGAAAACGAUAUUUUUUUGCACUUCAA
Molecule: messenger RNA, 1310 nt
Organism: Neodiprion fabricii
Lineage: Eukaryota; Metazoa; Arthropoda; Insecta; Hymenoptera; Diprionidae
Exons: 3
Coding region: 298-690 (130 amino acids)
Biological process (GO): regulation of synaptic transmission, cholinergic; positive regulation of voltage-gated potassium channel activity; sleep
Source: RefSeq, a predicted model, not a curated record